AUGUUUGCCCUUGCUGAAGGACAUUUCGGGGUGUUUAUUUAUUCCCUUGGUGUUGUAACGUUGCAUAUUGUUGCGAAUCUCGCCGUCUGGAAGACAACCAACGCUUUUCUCUCCUGGUCUGACCGUCAAGUCUAUCUUAGCCGAAUCUUCCGCCUCGUCAAUCUGACAGAUAUUGAGGAGGUUGGCGAUUCCAUCACGCGCUUGAUAACCCCAAAUGAACUGGAUAAAGCAUGGAAUAUGGUAUGGUAUGAAGAAGAUAGUGACCAGUGA
Messenger RNA from Penicillium pulvis, 270 nucleotides. RefSeq lists its product as uncharacterized. Lineage: Eukaryota; Fungi; Ascomycota; Eurotiomycetes; Eurotiales; Aspergillaceae. The coding region runs from base 1 to 270 and encodes 89 amino acids. The transcript has a single exon. The record is from RefSeq and is a predicted model, not a curated record.